Messenger RNA from Fusarium odoratissimum NRRL 54006, 2264 nucleotides. RefSeq lists its product as uncharacterized. The transcript has a single exon. Gene Ontology annotation, biological process: rRNA processing. Lineage: Eukaryota; Fungi; Ascomycota; Sordariomycetes; Hypocreales; Nectriaceae. Gene Ontology annotation, molecular function: RNA binding. Bases 41 to 2119 code for a protein of 692 amino acids. The record is from RefSeq and is a predicted model, not a curated record. Gene Ontology annotation, cellular component: nucleus.
AGCUUCGCGAAUUCAUCACAAUUAGCUUCGUCAAGACAAUAUGAAAAACGACAAGAAAACGAAAAAGGCUGCCCCUGCGGCGAGUCAAAUCGCUGAUGAGCGAUUUGCCGACUUUGAGACCGAUCCCCGAUUCCGUUUGCCCUCGAAGAAGCAGACAAAAACCACAAUCGACAAGCGAUUCUCUCGCAUGCUUAAAGAUGACGAGUUCACUGCUACCGCCAAGGUCGACCGAUAUGGCCGAAAAGUAAAAUCGGAUUCCAAGAAGAAGGCUCUACAAAGGUUGUACCGCGAGGAGGAUGAAGAAGAAGACGAGGAGGAGGGGGGAGAGGAGGAAGAUGACAUCGAGGUCGAGGAUGACGAGGUCGUUCAGCGAGAAUUGCGAAAGGCGCACGAGAAAUACGACCCUGCCCGAGGCGGUGGUUUCUCAUCUUCUGAAGACGACUCUGAUUCUGAGGAGGAAGAGUCCGACUCCGACGAAGAAGAAGGUGGCGCGCAAGUCGAUACCGAGGGAGACAUGCAGCGAUUCCAAGAUGAGCAAAACGAUGUUGAGGCUGGAGAAGUGACGAAUCGAAUCGCCAUUGUCAACCUUGACUGGGACCACGUCAAAUCUACUGACCUCAUGGCUCUCUUCAACAGUUUCCUUCCUGAGACUGGUGGCAAGAUCGACAAGAUUUCAGUAUACCCUAGUGAAUUUGGCAAGGAGCGCAUGCAGCAGGAAGAAGUUGAAGGACCCCCGAAGGCAUUGUUCAAGAACUCCAAGGACGACUCGGACGACGAUUCGGAUGACAGCGACGAAGAAAGUGAGGAUGGAGACGAGCGAAUCAAGAAGAGUUUGCUCCAAGAGGGUGACGAUCAGGACUUCGACAGUGAUGCGCUACGAUCUUACCAGCUCGACCGUCUACGAUACUACUAUGCCGUCAUGGUCUGCUCAAGCCCAGCUGUUGCGCAGAAGCUCUACGAGGCUGUCGAUGGACGAGAGUACCAGUCAUCCUCCAACUUCCUCGAUCUUCGAUUCGUUCCCGACGAUGUCACUUUCGAUGACGAGCCCAGAGACGAGUGUGAAAAGGUUCCCGAGUCAUACAAGCCCGUAGAAUUCGUGACAAACGCCCUUCAGAGCUCAAAGGUCAAGCUUACCUGGGACAUGCAUCCUGAGGAGGCAUCGCGCAAGGAAUCCAUCAACCGCGCUUUUAGUGGUAGUCGCAACGAGAUCGAAGAGAACGAUCUCCGCGCAUACUUGGCAAGCGACAGCGAAGAUGACGACGAUGUGGAGGAAGAAGAGGUCGUCGAAGAAGAGAAGGGUGAGGAUGAGCCCAAGCUUUCCAAGAAGGAGUUGGCGCGUCGAAAAAUGCGCGCUGCCUUGGGUCUAUCUGAGGAACCUACCAAAUCUUCCAAGAACGCCCCCGUAGGCGACAUGGAGAUUACUUUCACGCCUGCUUUGUCAGAGAGCGCACCAAAGAAGACAGUCGAGGAGGAGACAACAAUUGAGAAGUACAUCCGAAAGGAAAAGGAGCGAAAGGAGAAGAAGCGCGAAGCUGCACGAGCUCGGCGUGCUGGCCAGGACCCUGAUGCCGAGGAGGAGGAAGAGGAGGAUGUCGAGGUCCCUGCAGGCGAGACCGACGACCUUGGAUUCGACGACCCCUUCUUCACUGCCGCCGAAGACCCCGCAGCAUCUUCCAAGACCUCCAUCCGCAAAGCCGACCGUCUCAAGAAGCGCGAAGCCCGCGAAGCCGCCGAGGCCGAAAACAAAGCCCAGAAGAAGCAGCUCGAGAAGGUCAUGGCCGACGUGGACGCAGACCAAGCUGAUCACCUAGACCACUUCGACAUGAACGAAAUCGUCCGCGCAGAGAAGGCCAAAAAGAAGAAGGGCAAAGCCAAAAAGAAGGCCCUGGCCAAAGAAUCCCGCGGCGGUCUGCAGGAGGACUUUAGCAUGGAUGUUGACGAUGAUCGUUUCAAGGCUGUGUUUGAGAGUCACGAGUAUGCUAUUGAUCCUUCGAAUCCCAAGUUCAAGGCUACGGAGGGUAUGCAGAAGUUGCUUGAGGAGGGUAGGAAGAAGAGAAGAAAUGCAGAGGGAGGGGAUGAGGAGCCUAGAAGUAAGAAGGCUAAGAAGGGACGGAGGUAAUGUAAUAGAUUAUGUAUAUCUGGUUAGAUUGGAGUUGGGUUUAAAAGUGGUAUUUGAUAGCAUAAAUCAUGAAGCAUAUACUGUUCAGUCCUUCUCUUCUGGCACCGACGCUCAAACAUGAUCCUCGAUACAUAGAUCUUUCAAC